Molecule: messenger RNA, 2537 nt
Organism: Plectropomus leopardus (leopard coralgrouper)
Lineage: Eukaryota; Metazoa; Chordata; Actinopteri; Perciformes; Serranidae
Gene: asb4
Product: ankyrin repeat and SOCS box containing 4
Biological process (GO): intracellular signal transduction
Molecular function (GO): protein binding
Source: RefSeq, a predicted model, not a curated record
AUGAUUGACACCUUCAUUAUCACCAUUUGUGCGUUUCUUUCCAUUCUCCUCCAUGCUGUGUGGAGAACAUUAGUGCCGGAGCCAGCUGGUGUGGCAGUACCAUACAAGGCGAGAGGCCGUACUUUUAGGGAACUCAUGGAGGAGUUGAGCCCCAGACAAGUGGCUGAGAAACAACUGAAGCGUCAGUUCCUGGAGGCCCUGCAGGCCAACAACGCCCAGGAGGUCCUGCGGAUUCUGCACACCAGGAAACUAGAUAUUGACACAGUGCUGGAGGUGGAGGACCCCAGCAUGAUGCUGGCCUCAUAUAAACAAGGUUAUUGGCUCCCAGGUUAUAAACUGGAGAAGUCCUGGGCGAUGGGUAUUCAUGUAUGUGUGAUGUACAAUGCUGUGGAAACAGCACUGGUUCUCCUUCAGGAAGGUGCAGCCAUCAACCGGAUGCCCAAUGGGAAGACGCCACUCCAUGUGGCCUGUGAGGCCUCAAACAGCGACUGCGUCGCCCUGCUUUUAGCUCACAGGGCAAAAGUCAACAGCCUGUCGCUGAGCGGACACACAGCGCUACACUACUGCAUCACCAAGGAGUCUGUGAACUGUGCCAAGCAGCUAAUCCUCAGAGGUGCAAAAGUCAAUGAGCCUGGCAAUAACAAUGAGGAGGAGACGCCUUUACACACUGCAGCCAGAUUUGGCAUCCCAGAGCUGGUGGCUCUCUACUUGGCCCAUGGAGCAUCUGUGAAUGCAGUCAACUCUCUUCAGGAGACCCCACUGAUAACUGCGUGCUUCUGGGCUUUUGAUACCAAAGAGCAAGUCUACAGCCAAGAUCACCAUCUUGUCUGUCGCCUCCUGCUGGACCACCAUGCAGAUCCCAACCUCCAAGAAGAGGACAAUAAAACAGCUCUUCACAAGGCAGCCUGGAACUGUGAUCACGUCCUGAUGCAGAUACUGUUGGAGGCUGGAGCAGACUCACGAGCUAUGGACAUCAAUGGCUGUGCCCCCAUUCAAUAUCUCCUCAAAGUGACUGAUGUCAGGCCUAUGGCCAUACCUGAGCUCUGCUAUCAGCUGCUACUCAACCACAACGCAGCACGAAUCUACCCACCCCAGUUCCACAAGGUGUUGCAGACCUGCAAUGACUACCCCAGAGCAGUGGAAGUCAUGGUCAACUCUUACGAACAUUUAAAGUCCACAAAGAAGUGGAGAGCUGCCAUUCCUGAUGACUGCUAUGAGCGACAUAAAGACUUCUACGACUCUUUGUUCGCUGUUUGCACCAACACUCCUCGCAGCCUGUUUCACCUGACCAGAUGUGCCAUCAGGGCAGCCCUGGGUCAAUCCUGCUAUAGAGGUGUAAGACAGCUGCCUCUGCCACAUCCCAUGAAGAAAUAUUUACUACUGGAACCUGAGGGGGUACUGUACUGAUAAGGACACUUUUUAUCUUUUUCUUUUUUUUUUUUCAUAAAAUCCAACUGUUGUGUGGGACAAUACUCAGCCUGUCAACCUGAAUAUUUUCAGAGAAACAUUCACUUUCUGUCUGCAGAGAGUGGGAAAUGCUGCUAGUUGGAGUUGGUACUAACAAUUUUUGCUUAACAUUCCUAGAGGCCUUUGUCUGGAACAUAAAUCCCUCUGUGUGUUUGAAAAAAGAUACAGAAAAAAACUACAUGAAAGUUGUCUUUGCUAGAGUUAAGCUAUAAUCACAUGACUUCCUAUAACGUCAUAGAUAGUGUGUUAACCAUCGGGAUACAGGAAAUCUCCUCUCCCCCUUAUAUAUAAAUACAUGUGCAUAUGUCCCCUAUAAAAAUUGGCAGGGGACUUUUACUUUGACAGAUUUAAGGACAUUUACACAAUGAAUUGAAACAAAAUGGUGACAGCAUGCAAACACAAAUUGGUGCAUAAAAAUCACCAGAAUGGAGGAAAUGAUGUGUUUGACACUCGAUUUUUAUUUUGUGCAGGACCUCAAACCCCUUCUUUAUAUGUGUCAACCCCCACUAUUGUAACAAAAUCUUCGCCCUUGAAACUGAUUUAUAAGGCAGUUUAAGGCUGGUAGGUAUGGAAAUAUUGACUAUUUAAACAGAAAUAUACAAACAUUUGAGGGGCAGGUGAUAAAAUAGCAAUUUACUGAGGAAAAUUGCUGUGCUAAUUACAAAAAUAAUAAUCAUUCAUUGUGAUUGACAAGUGAGAAUAUUUGCCUGCUGUGUCUUUUACCUUCCCCAGAGGCCUUUAUGUCUCUUUAAACUGACAUAAGUGUCAGGAAAGACAAUAAACCUUUUACUUGUCUCUCUAUCACAGUGCUGUCUCAUACUUCAGAGGAUCCAGAUCUACCUGGCAACCUGCCUUCACACUCACCCUUAGGCUCAUGCUGUUGUGAUGCCUCACUAUUUGCAGAGCAAACACUUGACAAAGCCCUCCACAACAAGUGCUUUUUUUCCCCAGUGGACUGCACAUGAAGCAAUGUACACAACUACAUGCAACACUUUUUUGUUGGCCCAAAAUAUAAUAAAGUUUUGCAAGAAUGUCCACCUUAAAGAGACAGUUCAACCUAAACUCAAAAA